Molecule: messenger RNA, 1641 nt
Organism: Odobenus rosmarus divergens (Pacific walrus)
Lineage: Eukaryota; Metazoa; Chordata; Mammalia; Carnivora; Odobenidae
Gene: SFRP1
Product: secreted frizzled-related protein 1
Exons: 3
Coding region: 326-1270 (314 amino acids)
Biological process (GO): canonical Wnt signaling pathway; negative regulation of canonical Wnt signaling pathway; non-canonical Wnt signaling pathway
Molecular function (GO): Wnt-protein binding
Source: RefSeq, a predicted model, not a curated record
GGGCACUCGAGUCCUGCAGCCUCGGGAGUAGGUGCCGCGCGCCCGCCCGCCCGCCCGCCCGCCCGCCGCGCGUCCCGGAGCCGGGGCAGCACUCGGGCCGCCGCGCGCGCUCCUCUCCCCGCGCGAGCUCCAGCCGCGGCGCCUGCCGCAGGCCGAGGGUAGCCACCCGCCGAGGACCGGGCAAGGAGCGCGCGGCCGCCGAGCCGGGCAGCGCUGGGGAGGGCGCCUUUUGUCCCUGGAGAUCCCUGGAAGUUUGCGGCGGGACGCGCGCGGGGAGGCGGCCGAGGCAGCCCCGACGUCGCGGGAGCGAGUGCCCCGAGCCAGCAUGGGCAGCGGGCGCGGCGCGGGGGGCCGCCGCUGGGCCGCCUCGGGCGUGCUGCUGGCGCUGGCCGCCGGGCUCCUGGCCGCGGGCUCGGCCAGCGAGUACGACUACGUGAGCUUCCAGUCGGACAUCGGCUCCUACCAGAGCGGGCGCUUCUACACCAAGCCGCCGCAGUGCGUGGACAUCCCGGUGGACCUGAGGCUGUGCCACAACGUGGGCUACAAGAAGAUGGUGCUGCCCAACCUGCUGGAGCACGAGACCAUGGCCGAGGUGAAGCAGCAGGCCAGCAGCUGGGUGCCCCUGCUCAACAAGAACUGCCACAUCGGCACCCAGGUCUUCCUCUGCUCGCUUUUCGCGCCAGUCUGCCUCGACCGGCCCAUCUACCCGUGUCGCUGGCUCUGCGAGGCCGUGCGCGACUCGUGCGAGCCCGUCAUGCAGUUCUUCGGCUUCUACUGGCCCGAGAUGCUCAAGUGUGACAAGUUCCCCGAGGGGGACGUCUGCAUCGCCAUGACCCCGCCCAAUGCCACCGAAGCCUCCAAGCCCCAAGGCACAACCGUGUGUCCUCCGUGUGACAAUGAGUUGAAAUCUGAAGCCAUAAUCGAACAUCUCUGUGCGAGCGAGUUUGCACUGAGGAUGAAAAUCAAAGAAGUGAAAAAAGAAAAUGGUGACAAAAAGAUUGUCCCCAAGAAGAAGAAACCCCUGAAGUUGGGACCCAUCAAGAAGAAGGAACUGAAGAAGCUGGUCCUGUACCUGAAGAACGGGGCCGACUGCCCGUGCCACCAGCUGGACAACCUCAGCCACCAUUUCCUCAUCAUGGGCCGGAAAGUGAAGAGCCAGUACUUGCUGACGGCCAUCCACAAGUGGGACAAGAAAAACAAGGAAUUCAAAAACUUCAUGAAGAAAAUGAAAAAUCAUGAAUGUCCCACUUUUCAGUCAGUCUUUAAGUGAUUCGCCCUGGGUGGGUUGGGGAGGGAGCCGUGGGUUGGGGUGAGGGGUGGGGCUGAGCAGACAACCCUGGAAGCCGGGGGUUCACACUCAGUUGCUCCUUUGGUUGGUAGAGGACAUUGUAAUCCAGUUGGCUUUGCUCUGGUAGCGUCCCCAUGCCUUCCGCUCCAUAGCCACACUUCAGACCCAGUAUAGCCAAUAUUUAAAGCCGCAUGCCCCGAUAAGGAAAACCAUUUAGAUUAGGAAGUCUUUUAGGAUCUACAGCGUGGAAUAGCACACCACUGAGGAAAAGCAGGUGCAAACCAUUUCAACCACAGACAGCCACUAAAAAAGAAAAUUUUGCCAGUAAACAAAGAAACAAAAAACAAAACCAA